UCUUGCACUGAUGCAGAGCCCCCAUCUUAUCCCCCUGGUACCUCAAAAUUUGGUGUAUAUUUUCAAACACAAAUGAAGGUUCUCCUGAAUGGCUUCUGAUUCCUUCAACAGGAGCUCCUCCUCCUUCAUCCUGGUGGGUGUCCCUGGCCUGGAAGCUUUCUCCACCUGCCUGGGCAUCCUUUUCUGCUCGGCCUACGUCCUUGCCAUGGUAGGAAACGGGGCGGUUUUGCUGGUCCUGGGGCUGGACAAGACCCUGCAGGCCCCCACCCAUUGCUUCCUGGCCAUGCUGGCGGCCACCGACGUGGUCAUGGUGACGUCCGUCGUGCCCAAGAUGCUGGGCGUGUUCUGGCUGGGCUCUGCUGAGAUUGGCUCCACGGCCUGCUUUGUGCAGAUGUUCCUGGUUCACUCCGCGACGGCUGAGGAGUCGGGGGUGCUGCUGGCCAUGGCCGUCGACCGCUACGUUGCCAUCUGCCACCCUCUCAGGUACCACGGGCUCCUGAACGGCCGGCGCGUGUCCCAGAUCGGCCUGGCCGUGGUGCUGAGGGCUGUCCUCUGCAUGGUGCCCCUGACGGGGCUGCUGACGUCCGUGCCCUACUGCGGCUCCCGCCUGGUGCCCCACUCCUACUGCGAGCACGUGGCCGUGGCCAGCCUGGCCUGCGCCGGCCCCGGGGCCAGCGGCCUCUACAGCGUGGCCGUGUCCUCCCUGCUGGUGGGGAUGGACGUGGCUUUCAUUGCCGCGUCCUACGGGCUGAUCCUGAGAGCCGUCCUGGGGAAGGAGUCCCUCGGGAAGGCCCUGAGCACCUGCGGGUGCCACCUGUGCGUGGUGCUGCUGUUCUACGUGCCCGGGAUCGCGUCCAUCUACUGCCAGCGGUUCCCUGGCGCCGUGCCCGCGCCCGCGCGGGUCCUGCUGGCCGACCUGUACGUGGCCGUGCCCGCCGCGCUCAACCCGCUGGUGUACGGCGUGAGGAGCGGGCAGAUCCGCCGGGCCCUGCUCACAACGCUCUUGCCCAGGAAGGCCUGUGCCUGA
Molecule: messenger RNA, 1027 nt
Organism: Vidua macroura (Pin-tailed whydah)
Lineage: Eukaryota; Metazoa; Chordata; Aves; Passeriformes; Viduidae
Product: olfactory receptor 52I2-like
Exons: 1
Coding region: 89-1027 (312 amino acids)
Biological process (GO): G protein-coupled receptor signaling pathway
Cellular component (GO): membrane
Molecular function (GO): olfactory receptor activity; G protein-coupled receptor activity
Source: RefSeq, a predicted model, not a curated record